AUGAGUUAUGAUCUUGAACUAGUAGCUGAGCCCAAUGGUGACAGUGUUGUUGUUGAAACUUGUGUGAUUCAGGAUGACUCUGAAACCGUAGCAAUGAUCAAGGAACUCUUAGAAACACGCAUCAGACCAGCAGUCCAAGAUGAUGGUGGGGACAUUGAGUAUUGUGGGUUUGAUCCGGAAAGCGGUAUAGUGAAGCUGAGGAUGCAAGGAGCUUGUAGUGGUUGUCCGAGCUCAUCGGUUACUUUGAAAUCGGGAAUCGAAAACAUGCUAAUGCAUUAUGUAUCCGAGGUGAAAGGUGUAGAACAAGAGUUCGAUGGGGAAGAUGAAGAGGGAACAUUGUCUGGAGAGGUGAGAGUAGAGUAAGAGACCUCCUCUAGCUAAUCCUCUUUGCUCUUUAGUGUACAGAAGAAUAAAUCCCAGUGAGUGCACUUUUUUCUUCAACCCUUGGUGUUGUUUCUGGGCUUUUGAAUCACACUCAAGAAUCUAUCUACUGAGAGAUGAGGGUUGAUUUGUUUUGUAACUUUUGUUAACCUACACUUGUUUUGAUUAUUUGAGGUUAACCAAAGAAAGAUGUACCAAAAUAUUUGAAAUUUCCAGAGUAUUAUAACGAUUUUACAAUAAAAAUUUUACAAUAAAACAGUAGUAAAAGUUGUUAGUUUUGACU
Arabidopsis lyrata subsp. lyrata is the source of this 664-nucleotide messenger RNA. Its product is annotated as nifU-like protein 4, mitochondrial. NCBI's taxonomy places the organism in Eukaryota, Viridiplantae, Streptophyta, Magnoliopsida, Brassicales, Brassicaceae. Bases 1 to 363 code for a protein of 120 amino acids. Gene Ontology annotation, biological process: iron-sulfur cluster assembly. Gene Ontology annotation, molecular function: iron-sulfur cluster binding; iron ion binding. Gene Ontology annotation, cellular component: mitochondrion. The transcript is spliced from 4 exons. The record is from RefSeq and is a predicted model, not a curated record.